AUGGGCCUUACAAGAGCCGCCGUCAUCGUUAUCGUGCUGGCCGCCUGCUUAGCCAUAACUGCCAUGGGCGCAGCGCUUUUCCGCCGCUACAACCCACUUGGCGACACUGGGCUAUCGGGAGAUGCGUCCCAUCAACAAAAUCAAUACAUGCGCGCAGUACGACUACGAAAUUACGGACACCUGAAGAGAGAGUCGCUGGGUGCUGUAAAAGACUUGGAAUCGAGGUACACGACCGAGGAACUCUCCGGCCACUACCCUCAGUAUGCAAGCGAGCCCAAAACUCCUUCGACAAAUGUCGCAUGA
This is a messenger RNA of Penicillium verhagenii, 303 nucleotides long. RefSeq lists its product as uncharacterized. Bases 1 to 303 code for a protein of 100 amino acids. Lineage: Eukaryota; Fungi; Ascomycota; Eurotiomycetes; Eurotiales; Aspergillaceae. The transcript has 2 exons. The record is from RefSeq and is a predicted model, not a curated record.